Messenger RNA from Phytophthora nicotianae INRA-310, 1975 nucleotides. RefSeq lists its product as hypothetical. The record is from RefSeq and is a predicted model, not a curated record. The coding region runs from base 415 to 1623 and encodes 402 amino acids. The transcript is spliced from 4 exons. Lineage: Eukaryota; Oomycota; Peronosporomycetes; Peronosporales; Peronosporaceae.
AUUUUGAUUUUUGGCGCGUCAUUUUUUUUCAGCGAGACGGUGGUGGCACCUUUGCGACGAUGGUGGGGCUCUCGGCGUCGGAGCUGCAGGCCGAGACGCUCUUCCCUGGCGAUACGGUCGAGUACUUCUCUAUGGUGCGCAGCUCGCUACCAAUUUUCGUGCUCCAAUUUUCUCUAAAAGUCUCACAAUUCGCGGCGGACUGAUGCUACAGGCGUUCGUGGCGGGAGACCCGCGCGGCCACCGUGUAUCCAAAGUCCUGCGCAUAGACCGCAAAGAAGAUGAGUUUCCUAUACGCGUGGAUACCCAGGAGAUGUACGACCGUGAAAUUUGGAGAAGAAAUGUUACAGAAUAGAGACAUUCGUGCAUUUUUAUUCUAAUGUGGUGGCGUGUUGCAUUAGGCUCCCGCUGACCAUCAUGUUGAAGCGGAAGCGAGACCGGAACGAUGUAGAGAUUUCGUCAGAUGAUGCAAAGUGGAGGAAGUUGCGGACGUAUCGAUUGGUUGAUGGAGAAGUAGAAGGCGAGACGCGUGCGGAUCGCUUGAAUGCUGAUCUGAAAAAGGGUCUUGCCGAUGCAAUGAAGGCCACGAAGAAGCAACUAGCAAAGGAGAAGGAAGAAAAGGCAAACGCUGGUAGCAAGAAAGUUAUGAGUAAUUACUUUACGAAGUUAAGUUCAACUGACGAAGGAGAGACUACCAGUAGCCAACGCAGUUCGAUCGAUGCGAUUACGACGCCGGAACGGAAGAAAAAGAAGAGGAAGCCGUUGACGCCAAGAGACAAUACGGAUCACUAUUCGAGUAGUCGACCUCAUGACAAGAGCGUCUUCAAGAAGAGCCGUAGUGAUGAAAAAUAUUCGAGGAAGAACCGACCAGAGGACGACACGGCAGAGCGAAAGUUUAAGUACGACAAGCAGGAGUCAUGCAAGAGGAAACGAAGUGAAUCAACACCGAAGAAGAUAAACCAGACAGACGCAGCACCCAAGAAAAGCCAAGAGAGGAUCAGCAGAUUUUUUGGUGCAGAGCAGAAGCAACGUCAAGUGAAGAAGAAGACGAGCCUCAAAUUGAAGAAGUUUGUGAAUCAUGCUGAAGAGAAGGAUGUGAUCAAGGAUAUUGAGAAGAAGAAGCGCACGGUUUGGGGCUUAGAUGAGUAUAUUGCGCUAGAUGGGAAGAAAAAGGAGCUUGAGGCGGAAACGAAUGCUGAGUUACGCGAUAAUCCUGGAAAGAAAGUGUGGAGUGAACAGCGAACGAAUUAUCGCAAGAAAAACGAAGCAGGUGGAUCACUUAAGUCGUGGUUGAAGCCCCUGGGCAGUGGCAAGCGGAAAAACGAACUAGAGGACAUCAGCGGAACCCCCACGAAACCACAGCGAUCCAAGCAACGAGCUCUCAACCUUGGUGCUGACAAGCAAAAUUCUCCCAAGAUGGACCGAAAGAACUUAAGCUUUUUGCUGUCCAACAGAUCGGCUGAUACAGAUCAUCGCCCAAAAGAAGCGAAACACAGUACGAAUCGUGAUGAUCUUGCUUCAAGGGAACAUGGUCAACUUCGCAAGAAACGAAAAUCUUUGGGCAUUGUGAGCGCAAGAACCCCAAAGCAGACAAAUCAAUGGUACCACAGAAAGAUUCCCCAUUGAGCACCCCCAGCGGAAGUUGUAGCACACAUAUAGGCAUGAAUUUUUUUAACUUGUGAGCCCUGGAUAACUCUGUGUAGCUCAAACCUAGUAAGUACACAACACCCUAGCGGAUUUUUGCAAUCACGUUCUUUUAGCGAGACGGAAGCCACCAUCGUUGAUCUUCCAGAUGCCGACAGUGUAACACAAACGGAUGAGAAUAAUUUCUCGCAACAUCGUGAUCGUAGCAGAGAUGACACUAAGCUUGGAACCAGGCACCUCUGUCCACUGCACCGCGACUUCCUGCAAAAUAAAAACUAAGUAAGAAAAAAAUUAAAUCCGUCAGUAUUUGAGCAAAAUGCACCUUGAUUGCCAU